AACAUUCAACAAUUAAACCAUGCAAUAUAUGGGAUUCCUAUAAAUUUGGAAAGGCCUUACGAAUCUUAGAUGAUAAAAUAAAGAAGCUUCAAAAGGAAGGAUUAAAAGAAACUGAUCAGUCUGCUGCACUUAUGGUGGAUGAAAUUUUUCAAAUUUUAGACCAUGAAUCAAUAUCUGGAAAUGAUAAUGAAAGUUUAGUUCGACAUGUAUUUUUUUGGCUUUCACUACUUUGUGGUUUGCGAGAUGGUAAUACAGCCAAAUUAAAAGUGAGUGAUAUAAGCUGUCAACCUUAUGAUGGGUUGUUUCUUGUAUUUACACAUGAAAAAAAUAAUCAACAUGAUGCCUUGAAAUAUAACAAAUAUAGAAAGUCAGCUGCAAGAAAAUUACCAAUUUCUUCUAAUAAUUCAAAUAAUCAUUUUAAACCUGUUUAUAAUAUUUUAAAAAUGAUUUCUCUCCAUCCUCUUAAUGCUGACGAUGUGCUAUUUUUAGAAACCUGUGAAAAAAAAUUAGGAACUAUGAUGUUGCAAAUUGCAGAUCUUACUAAAAUCAACUUAGACAAUGGAUGCAAAAUUACUAAUCAUUCGCUACGUCGAACAGCAAUUCAAAGACUUAAGGAUUUAAAUAUUCUAGAAGAUGAGCGAAUGGAAUUUUCAGGACAUAGAAGUCGUGAAGGAAUAAAGGCUUACAAUAACUCAAAUGAAGAUCAAAAGAUUCAGAAUACAGCUUUAUUAAUUCCACUUGAUUAUGAAGAUUUGCUAUAUGAAGAAUUUAACUAUUUUUCUAAUAAUAGCAUAAAUUAUUUAAAUUUUAAAGAUAAUCCUGAAAUUUAUGAUAAUUCAAUUUUUAUGACAGCAGCAGAAAACUAUGCAUUUGAUAAUGGGCCAGAACCAUAUAAUGAAUAUUCAAAUAUAAAUUACUCUAAUAGCUAA
Molecule: messenger RNA, 929 nt
Organism: Cetraspora pellucida
Lineage: Eukaryota; Fungi; Glomeromycota; Glomeromycetes; Diversisporales; Gigasporaceae
Source: the annotation of a GenBank genome assembly